AUGAAACGCAGUACGGCAACAACCCAUGAAUUACAAGUGUUCAUGUGCAUUUUCUCACUAUUUGGAGGGAUUUGGUGGGGGUCUGUGCCUGCUUUCACCGGGGGCUGGACUCUUGGCAUGGCGCACUCCUGGACCAUCCCGGUCUGCCGAAUUCAUUGCAAAUCCAUGUCUUUCGGGAAUGUGCCGGACCAAACGGGACACCUUGACCUCCUCCUACCUUACGCCGCAUUGUGUGCAUCGGGGAUAGGAGUGAGGGCCGUUUCUGCCGCUUCACCAGCCGUCACAGAGCAAGCUCUGUCGACACCUAAUCAUUCUACCGCUUCUAUCGAGGUCGCUGGAGGUUCGAUUGAUGGUGCACCUUCGGGUUCUGCAGCUACUGAGGACGCUGGAAGCAGCCUGACGUUCGAGGCCAUUUCUUACGAUGAUAACUGCACCGCACCGCUUGUUAUUGCCGGCGAGAUUGUGCGUUGUGAUGAAGGGAAGAAGGGCCCCCCAUACAAGGUGCUUUCUAGGCGGGACUCGCACCAGGGGCCUCUCUUGAAUCAGACCUUUCCUGUAGAAGUGCCACCGGAAUGGUUUCAUCGACGCAGGAUGCCAGAUUGGCAGAAAUCUGCUGAGGAUGGCACAUCGGCUGGCGCUUCCUCACAAGUCCAUUUAGAGGAAAGGGGAGGCGCUAGCUCUGAUGUCAGCCCCACGACUCGGGAAAAGGCAGGCGGUCUGACAGAUCCCCGUUUCAUCCGCAUCUUCGGCAACUGGGCAGCGUAUUCCAGAACGCUGAACUUGUGGCUAGAAAGAGCAACCACGUCAGCGCUUCUGCGUAGGCUGGGAGGUUUGGCGGCAGACCAAGCGUCUGCAGAAGAACUCAGGCCUGGGGGCCCCGUGCACGCCACAGGGGCCCACAGUGCGCCAUCGUCUGCACUUCCUGCUGCUGCAUUUGCUUCUUCAACACACAAGCACCCUUCUUCCUACUGGCAGAAGUCUCUGUUUGCAUCGCUCAUGGAGGGCUCCUGCAUAGCUCUAAUCAAGCUGCCAGCAGACGGCCAAGGCACGCCCUCUCCUUCCCCGCUGAACUCUCCUGUCACGGCCAUCCCUGAAUCUUGCGAGGAUGCUCAGCGCAUGCUAUUGGAGAGAGCCUCUGACGACGGUGCCUUUCAAGAUGUGUUUUGGCUGGUCUGCGGCUCUGAACUGCCCCUAAGCCGUCUGAAUCGCUAUAUCACUUUCUCCAUUUCUCAGGAAAAACUCGCCAGAGUGCUUGAUGCCUUGGACUACAGCGUGGAUAUCUGGGAAGAACCGCAUAAAGCGGUGCCACAUCUCCUAGAUGGCGCUAAGGGGGCCCCCCCCAGCUCAGAGGGGGGGCAGGAAUCAGGCGGGAAGGAGGCAGCUCAGCAGGAUGUUGCGAAUGGAGAGGAGCCAAGUGGCAGGAAUUCAGCCUCCCCCGAGGCACUGCCCAGUAUCUUGGCCCCCCAUGAGGUGGAAGCGCGGCGACUUGCUGCAGAAGGUAGUGAGCGUUUGUGGCGUGUGGGUGUCUGCUUCAUGAGUGGACUCCAGCAGAACGCGAAGAUGCAGUUUAGGGGGAACCCGACGGAUGGUACUGUCCGUCCUGCGGACGCUGUAGGAAGUGCAGCUGCAGACAAGGUGCAGGUGGAGUCUCCAGAGAGCAAGUCUAACCCUGAUUUAGGGAUACAGGUUGCAAGUGGAAGGGAAGCGUCUCUCGCGAAGAAAGCAGCUGCGAGUCAGAACGAAACCGCAAAACUAGAGGAGAAACAAAGGCCAACAGCAGAGGAAGCGAGGACCUUACAGGAAGGGGCAGUGCUCGUGGGAGAACUGAAGUUUCAUGUUUCCCCUGCCGUUACACCGCGCCCAAACGAAGGCUCGAUGGACGAACCGGAGGAUAUUCAAAUUCGUCAUUUCAUCGAUGCAGGAUGGAUAUACACCCGUGAUAUCCAAGGAGCGAACCUCAGCCGCUUCAACCGCCUGGCCAUCAAGGAAUCCCCCAAUGGAACGGCGCAGCCGUGCGUGGGGUUCUGGGAAGAGCACAGUGUGCUGAGCGUCGCUCCCCAUUCGUAUGCAUGGGACGAAAAGACGAACACGGACACCUUGCGAUUCGUAUUCAGUAACUCUUUGAGGGAUGCCAUUGAGAAUGACGACCCUUUGCUAGGUCCUUUGCCUGGACGCCACGCAACUUCUCGGAUGUACAUAUGUUUCUACCCAAAUGACGAACAGCCAUUUGGGGUUUUCUUGGGAGAAGUGCGGUUUGUUAUUGACUCGGCGGAUGCAACUUUGCUCGUUUGUUUCAUCCUCUUCGUAUUCCUGGCGCUCCCAGUUUCCUGUGCUAUAGCCCUUUCCUUUCACAUAUAUAAACAUCGCCAUCUCCGACAGCGGCUCCAGAGGCUGGUACUUGUUCAACAGAGAGAUGCGGUAGAACAACUGCUGAUGCGAGAACUAGGGCUUAACACGGAGGAUCUGGAGGAUCCAAACGAUGACGACGAUGAUGAAGACGUCCAUGGUUGA
This is a messenger RNA of Cyclospora cayetanensis, 2511 nucleotides long. RefSeq lists its product as uncharacterized. Lineage: Eukaryota; Apicomplexa; Conoidasida; Eucoccidiorida; Eimeriidae. The coding region runs from base 1 to 2511 and encodes 836 amino acids. The record is from RefSeq and is a predicted model, not a curated record. The transcript is spliced from 9 exons.